AUAAACAAUAAUGUGUGUAGAUCUAAUUUGUUUUGAAUGUGAUGCCGCAGCGGCAUCUACAAAUAAGUCUAGAUCUAGAUUAGUAGAUAUAUAGAUAAAAUUAACUGAUUGGUAUUUAUACCUAGAUCUAUAGAUCUAGCUAGAACUUAGAAGUAGGAUCUAGGAAAAUUUAUAUAUAUAAAAUAAAAAAUCAAACAAGUAAACAUAAAACAAGUUACAAGGCUGUGAGUGUGUCGUGAAGUCGUGUGUGUGAAGCACUGACUGAGACUGAAACUGAAGAAGCCACCUCUAGCACAAUUUCUUGGAUCCUUACAUCUCUUUGAAGAUGUCAUCUUACUACCAAAGUGAUGUUGUGGAAUAUUCAUGGAGAAAACUACAUAUGACUCGUGCUGCAAGACAGGCCCUGCUGUCAUGUCUGAAAACAGCUUUUAUCUUUGUACUUCUGUUCACAGAUAUGUCAUAUUCAGUUUUUUCUGGAAUGUUUUCAAUGGUUCAUCCUGUCUUCUGGUUUGUUGAGCUUUCCAUUGCCAUACUGCUAUUGUUCCAGUUGAUUAGCAAUGGGCUGUUACUUGUGCGAUAUUUUUGGUUGUAUUUCUUUGGCUCUGCAGUAGUAGUCACUGAAGAACAAAGAAAGCUAAUGGCUAUUCCACAGACUGACAAAAAUUUUUUUACUCCUCCUAAAAAAAAAGAUGGCAACCUCUCAUCUAUCUCUCCUCUGAGUUUUAAUCAGUCUUCAAGUUACAACUUUGGGGAUAAUUCACCUCAUCGGUUGAAUAGCAGCUAUACAUCUCCUUCUCCUAACAGGUAUCACACGCCCUUGCAACAUUCUACAUCCAUGGUGAUGUCACCGUAUAGCUCCCUGAUGAACUCAUCCUCCCUCCACACCAGUUAUAACACUUCAAUGGAUAUGAGUCUCAACAUGUCAGGAAACUCAGUGAAUUCUGGUUUAUAUGAUGUAGAUAGAAGUAGCUCAAGAUCUAGGAGAUCUGCAUCAGUUCCAGUUAACACUAAAUCAUCAAAGUAUAGUAGAAUAACUGAUGUGAGUGAAUUGCGCAAGUACAUACAUGAAGAAGAGGAAAAAGAACGCAAUAGAUCACAGGUAUCUCUGGAAAAUGUUAGUUCAGGUAAUACUUCAUUCUGGAACUAUGGUUCAAGCCCACUAGACUUCUCAUACAUACUGCGACGAUUUGCUUACCAGCUCUCACCUAGGUCAUCUGCAGCACCAACUCAGAGCUCUUCCAAUGAUCAAAGCACCAGCCAUGGUGUUGGAGAGGUGUGGAAAACCUAUGGUGUUACAGAAGAUGAUCUUUAUAUUUGGAUAGAGAAACUAAGAAAGUGGAUCAGCUUUACAAUUGUAACUCGAUUGAAUACAGAAAUAGAUGAAAUCAAUGCAACAUUGCAAAAAAUAGGAUGUGAAGACUCUCUUAUUGGAGAGGUAGGAGUAGCAACACUUAAACAAUUAGCUUUGACUAAAGGAACUUAUGUUCCCACUCUGAAUUCAGUCGUUUCUUACCUGGACUUUACACCCAAUCAAGAGUACCUCAGAACUAGAAUCAGAGAUCUUAGCACUGGUAGCAUGAGUGCCUACACCUGGGACAGAGGGGGCAACUAUGGCAAACCUUGGAAUGAGCACCUAACUACUGAUGCUGCUUUAGUCAUGCACCUGUUCUGCUGCUACAUGGACUCUCGAUUGCCUGCACAGCCCAGAUAUCCAGACGGAAAAUCAUUCACUGCACAACAUUUUGUUAAGACACCGGAUAAGCCCAGUUUAGACCGCAAAGACAAUCUUCAGAUCUAUCAAAGCUGCAUCAAUCCUCCACACUUUCAAGUUGUCAUUGGAUCUCAGAUUUACAAUUUGUCUAAGGGAAGGAACAAUAUGUUUCAAGCUAUUCUGCUCUUUUUGUACCACAUUAAAGUCAAAGAAAGUGGAAUGCUUGGCCGUGUCAACCUGGGAAUGUCUGGACUCAACAUGUUGUGGAUUUUUGAUUGAUAGACUACUGCAUUUCUCCUCUACUUUAUAAGGCCUCAACUGAAGUAAAAAUUUUACAAAUUACAUUUUGCUAGGGGGAAACAUCUGUAUGAAUAUAAUAAAUUGGGAAAAAAAAAGAUUGACAUACAAUUGGAAAAGGUUCUCCUUUUGAGAUUUUAUCACUUUCACUGCUGCUUUUUAUAGUUUCUAAUGUCUCUUGUACACAAUUUGGUUACCAUUUAGCAGAUGACACUGUCAAUGUUUUCCUUUGAACUGAAGCAAAGACUAUGCAUUGAAUAUGUAUGGAUAUUAAGUUUUGAAUUAAAUCUUAAAACAUUCAUGGCUACAAUAAACAAUGAACUUUGCUUGCUUUAAUGUUAAAUUGUAAAAUGUCUUUUUGAAGGAAUUGUAAUUGUUACUUUGUAUUUUUAAAUGUGUUUCUUUAUGUUAGAAUUAUUUUUUUUUUUUAUUUGACCUUGCAACUAAUUAAAACAAAUGUUCAUUUCCUUGUUAUUUAAUUAUGUAAAAAUAGUUUGGUGAUCUACAUACAUGACUAGAUGAAGUCUGUCAUCCCCUGAAAACAUACCAGUAUUCAUUCAAUUAACUCUGUAUUAUUAAUGAUGAAUAACCCUAAUGACCUCAGCCACUGCCUCAGCCUAUCCUCUUCACACUCAUGACCUUAUUAUUUAAGGUGUCGUGCCUGUAAAUAGUUUUAAGUUUAUGUUUUGUUGUUGUUGUUUUUAAUGUUUAUAUUUACAUUCUGUAAAUAAAAGCAUUGUUAGAGUUUUAAUCUUGGUGAACUUUGAACCUGGUCUUGUGCCCAGAACUGGGUUUCUUGGCUGCAAACUGUGUGUUUGUUCAUUGAAGUGUACAUUUUGUGUUUGUUGACUGGGAGAAAAUAUUGAAGUUAUUGAUUGUGUCAUCUUUACUUUAUUGUUAAUGUUUUAUCAGCGGUGGAAAUAAAAUCAAGAGUUUAGA
This is a messenger RNA of Biomphalaria glabrata, 2947 nucleotides long. Its product is annotated as transmembrane protein 209-like. Bases 326 to 1990 code for a protein of 554 amino acids. Gene Ontology annotation, cellular component: membrane. NCBI's taxonomy places the organism in Eukaryota, Metazoa, Mollusca, Gastropoda, Planorbidae. The record is from RefSeq and is a predicted model, not a curated record. The transcript has 16 exons.